GUGUCGGCGGCUCGGCUGUAAGGAGGUGGCAGGGACAACCACAACGGCCGGGGGAGGAGAAGGCGGCAGCGGCGAUUCUAGGCGGCCCAGGCGGCGGGGAGGAGGAGAAGGAGGAGGGUGGCGGCCGGGCUUGGCUUCGGCUCCUUGAGGAGUUGGCGGCGGCGCGACCCGGGGAACCGGCAUUGCUUCUCCAUCCUGCUAACCUGCCUCCUCUCACACCUCCAAGACUCCUCCCUCAAACCCUCUGGUUUGGGAAUAGAGAAUGCUUACGCUUGAAAAUCUUCAGUUUGGAGACUCAGCAGCCCCUUGAAGACAGUUUCAUUUGUCCCAGCUUUUGGAGAAAAUGAGGCUCAGAGGAAAUGAGAUCUCUACCCCAGGUUCUAUGCUCUGUGUUAUUUAUCAUCUCGAUAACCCCAUGGGGAAGAUGUCCAGCUCGCCGCUGUCCAAGAAACGUCGCGUGUCCGGGCCUGAUCCAAAGCCGGGUUCUAACUGCUCCCCUGCCCAGUCCGUGUUGUCCGAAGUGCCCUCGGUGCCAACCAACGGAAUGGCCAAGAACGGCAGUGAAGCAGACAUAGACGAGGGCCUUUACUCCCGGCAGCUGUAUGUGUUGGGCCAUGAGGCAAUGAAGCGGCUCCAGACAUCCAGUGUCCUGGUAUCAGGCCUGCGGGGCCUGGGCGUGGAGAUCGCUAAGAACAUCAUCCUUGGUGGGGUCAAGGCUGUUACCCUACAUGACCAGGGCACUGCCCAGUGGGCUGAUCUUUCCUCCCAGUUCUACCUGCGGGAGGAGGACAUCGGUAAAAACCGGGCCGAGGUAUCACAGCCCCGCCUCGCUGAGCUCAACAGCUAUGUGCCUGUCACUGCCUACACUGGACCCCUCGUUGAGGACUUCCUUAGUGGUUUCCAGGUGGUGGUGCUCACCAACACCCCCCUGGAGGACCAGCUGCGAGUGGGUGAGUUCUGUCACAACCGUGGCAUCAAGCUGGUGGUGGCAGACACGCGGGGCCUGUUUGGGCAGCUCUUCUGUGACUUUGGAGAGGAAAUGAUCCUCACAGAUUCCAAUGGGGAGCAGCCACUCAGUGCUAUGGUUUCUAUGGUUACCAAGGACAACCCCGGUGUGGUUACCUGCCUGGAUGAGGCCCGACACGGGUUUGAGAGCGGGGACUUUGUCUCCUUUUCAGAAGUACAGGGCAUGGUUGAACUCAACGGAAAUCAGCCCAUGGAGAUCAAAGUCCUGGGUCCUUAUACCUUUAGCAUCUGUGACACCUCCAACUUCUCCGACUACAUCCGUGGAGGCAUCGUCAGUCAGGUCAAAGUACCUAAGAAGAUUAGCUUUAAAUCCUUGGUGGCCUCACUGGCAGAACCUGACUUUGUGAUGACGGACUUCGCCAAGUUUUCUCGCCCUGCCCAGCUGCACAUUGGCUUCCAGGCCCUGCACCAGUUCUGUGCUCAGCAUGGCCGGCCACCUCGGCCCCGCAAUGAGGAGGAUGCAGCAGAACUGGUAGCCUUAGCACAGGCUGUGAAUGCUCGAGCCCUGCCAGCAGUGCAGCAAAAUAACCUGGACGAGGACCUCAUCCGGAAGCUGGCAUAUGUGGCUGCUGGGGAUCUGGCACCCAUAAACGCCUUCAUUGGGGGCCUGGCUGCCCAGGAAGUCAUGAAGGCCUGCUCCGGGAAGUUCAUGCCCAUCAUGCAGUGGCUAUACUUUGAUGCCCUUGAGUGUCUCCCUGAGGACAAAGAGGUCCUCACAGAGGACAAGUGCCUCCAGCGCCAGAACCGUUAUGACGGGCAAGUGGCUGUGUUUGGCUCAGACCUGCAAGAGAAGCUGGGCAAGCAGAAGUAUUUCCUGGUGGGUGCGGGGGCCAUUGGCUGUGAGCUGCUCAAGAACUUUGCCAUGAUUGGGCUGGGCUGCGGGGAGGGUGGAGAAAUCAUCGUUACAGACAUGGACACCAUUGAGAAGUCAAAUCUGAAUCGACAGUUUCUUUUCCGGCCCUGGGAUGUCACGAAGUUAAAGUCUGACACGGCUGCUGCAGCUGUGCGCCAAAUGAAUCCACAUAUCCGGGUGACAAGCCACCAGAACCGUGUGGGUCCUGACACGGAGCGCAUCUAUGAUGACGAUUUUUUCCAAAACCUAGAUGGCGUGGCCAAUGCCCUGGACAACGUGGAUGCCCGCAUGUACAUGGACCGCCGCUGUGUCUACUACCGGAAGCCACUGCUGGAGUCAGGCACACUGGGCACCAAAGGCAAUGUGCAGGUGGUGAUCCCCUUCCUGACAGAGUCGUACAGUUCCAGCCAGGACCCACCUGAGAAGUCCAUCCCCAUCUGUACCCUGAAGAACUUCCCUAAUGCCAUCGAGCACACCCUGCAGUGGGCUCGGGAUGAGUUUGAAGGCCUCUUCAAGCAGCCAGCAGAAAAUGUCAACCAGUACCUCACAGACCCCAAGUUUGUGGAGCGAACACUGCGGCUGGCAGGCACCCAGCCCUUGGAGGUGCUGGAGGCUGUGCAGCGCAGCCUGGUGCUGCAGCGACCACAGACCUGGGCUGACUGCGUGACCUGGGCCUGCCACCACUGGCACACCCAGUACUCGAACAACAUCCGGCAGCUGCUGCACAACUUCCCUCCUGACCAGCUCACAAGCUCAGGAGCGCCGUUCUGGUCUGGGCCCAAACGCUGUCCACACCCGCUCACCUUUGAUGUCAACAAUCCCCUGCAUCUGGACUAUGUGAUGGCUGCUGCCAACCUGUUUGCCCAGACCUACGGGCUGACAGGCUCUCAGGACCGAGCUGCUGUGGCCACACUCCUGCAGUCUGUGCAGGUCCCCGAAUUCACCCCCAAGUCUGGCGUCAAGAUCCAUGUUUCUGACCAGGAGCUGCAGAGCGCCAAUGCCUCUGUUGAUGACAGUCGUCUAGAAGAGCUCAAAGCCACUCUGCCCAGCCCAGACAAGCUCCCUGGAUUCAAGAUGUACCCCAUUGACUUUGAGAAGGAUGAUGACAGCAACUUUCAUAUGGAUUUCAUCGUGGCUGCAUCCAACCUCCGGGCAGAAAACUAUGACAUUCCUCCUGCAGACCGGCACAAGAGCAAGCUGAUUGCAGGGAAGAUCAUCCCAGCCAUUGCCACGACCACAGCAGCCGUGGUUGGCCUUGUGUGUCUGGAGCUGUACAAGGUUGUGCAGGGGCACCGACAGCUUGACUCCUACAAGAAUGGUUUCCUCAACUUGGCCCUGCCUUUCUUUGGUUUCUCUGAACCCCUUGCCGCACCACGUCACCAGUACUAUAACCAAGAGUGGACAUUGUGGGAUCGCUUUGAGGUACAAGGGCUGCAGCCUAAUGGUGAGGAGAUGACCCUCAAACAGUUCCUCGACUAUUUUAAGACAGAGCACAAAUUAGAGAUCACCAUGCUGUCCCAGGGCGUGUCCAUGCUCUAUUCCUUCUUCAUGCCAGCUGCCAAGCUCAAGGAACGGUUGGAUCAGCCGAUGACAGAGAUUGUGAGCCGUGUGUCGAAGCGAAAGCUGGGCCGCCACGUGCGGGCGCUGGUGCUUGAGCUGUGCUGUAACGACGAGAGCGGCGAGGAUGUCGAGGUUCCCUAUGUCCGAUACACCAUCCGCUGACCCCGUCUGCUCCUCUAGGCUGGCCCCUUGUCCACCCCUCUCCACACCCCUUCCAGCCCAGGGUUCCCAUUUGGCUUCUGGCAGUGGCCCAACUAGCCAAGUCUGGUGUUCCCUCAUCAUCCCCCUACCUGAACCCCUCUUGCCACUGCCUUCUACCUUGUUUGAAACCUGAAUCCUAAUAAAGAAUUAAUAACUCCCA
Pan troglodytes (chimpanzee) is the source of this 3800-nucleotide messenger RNA. It is a transcript of the gene UBA1, whose product is annotated as ubiquitin like modifier activating enzyme 1. Gene Ontology annotation, molecular function: ubiquitin activating enzyme activity. The record is from RefSeq and is a predicted model, not a curated record. NCBI's taxonomy places the organism in Eukaryota, Metazoa, Chordata, Mammalia, Primates, Hominidae. The transcript has 29 exons. Gene Ontology annotation, cellular component: cytoplasm; nucleus. The coding region runs from base 344 to 3601 and encodes 1085 amino acids. Gene Ontology annotation, biological process: DNA damage response; ubiquitin-dependent protein catabolic process; protein ubiquitination.